Geodia barretti is the source of this 453-nucleotide messenger RNA. The record is from the annotation of a GenBank genome assembly. Lineage: Eukaryota; Metazoa; Porifera; Demospongiae; Tetractinellida; Geodiidae.
AUGCGACGGAGCGGUGGACAAGUGAACCGGCUGCAGGAACGUUAUGGUGACACCGUGGUCCCGUCGCUCCGCAAGGAGUUCGGGUACACGAGCGUCAUGGCGGUGCCGAAGCUCGAACGGGUCGUGGUCAACAUGGGGCUGGGCGAAGCCACGCAGAACCCGAAGCUGAUCGAGGCGGGCGCCGACGAGUUGAUGCGGAUCACCGGACAGAAGCCGGUAACCACCAGAGCCCGCAAGUCGGUUGCGGCCUUCAAGCUGCGGCAGGGGAUGGCCAUCGGAACGAUGGUGACGUUGCGCGGCGAGCGGAUGUACGAGUUUCUCGACCGUCUGAUCUCGAUUGCCCUGCCGCGCGUGCGGGACUUCCGCGGCAUUUCGCCGAACGGUUUCGACGGCCGCGGGAACUACACGUUGGGGCUCCGCGACCAGCUGAUUUUUUGGAAAUCGACUACAUGA